This is a messenger RNA of Colletotrichum graminicola M1.001, 2103 nucleotides long. RefSeq lists its product as uncharacterized. The transcript has 5 exons. Bases 1 to 2103 code for a protein of 700 amino acids. Gene Ontology annotation, molecular function: DNA-binding transcription factor activity, RNA polymerase II-specific; zinc ion binding. The record is from RefSeq and is a predicted model, not a curated record. Gene Ontology annotation, biological process: regulation of DNA-templated transcription. Lineage: Eukaryota; Fungi; Ascomycota; Sordariomycetes; Glomerellales; Glomerellaceae.
AUGAACCAUGGACAGUGGUGCGUAAACAUAGUGAGCACAGAUCACACCCCACUAACGAUUGGCUCCGUGAAGUGUGACGGCCAGCCCCAAUGUUCACAAUGCCUGCGCCGCGGGCUCAAGUGCGAAUACAGAGUCAUCACCGAUACUGUCCUGAAAGCCAUCCCCCCUGGAAGCCAACUCGUCGACAAGGAGGAAGCCCUGAGCAAUUCCGAUGCCGCAGACCUGCUCGAAAUCCUGAAGCGCGUGCCUGAUGACGAGGCACUGGAGGCCCUAAGAUUUCUGAGAACUGGCCACGAACCAGCCGAGGCCGUCUCUGCAUUGCGGAGGUACGACGUCGGCCUGUCGCAAGUUGCCCUGAACAGGGCCAUCCUACCACCCACCCAGUCCUCCUUGGAAUUCGAGUUGAUGAUGAGACACCCCCUUGCCUAUCCCGCCUGGGCACCAGUCCAGCCGACCAAGCUCGAUCUGGAGUUCCUGCUGCGUCCCAGUAGGGUUCGUUGGGAAGAAACCGGCCCGGCCCUCGUUGCAGGCUCGUCCGAUGAGCAAUCCUAUCUAUCGCCCCACGGUCAUCGACGCCGAGAGACAAGCCUGGACGCAGCAAGUCCAGUUGUGCCACCUGAGCCGUCGGCACUGUACGACAACAGGUUGCUAGGUAUCGACAUUACCCGAUGGACCGAUGUGCCCAUCGCCAACAACUUCUUUGUUGCAGUCCUACAGCUCCACCUCGAGACCGACUACCCGAUGAUGCUCCUGAUUGACAUAGACCUACUCUUGGACGGGCUGCACGGCGAGAACGAAUUUUGUUCCCGCGUCCUCAUCAACGCACUAUUCGCCUGGGCUUGCCAGGGAUACGCGGUUCUCGAGCCGAACGCCACACUCAUAGGCCAGAGGUUUUACAAGGAAGCAAAGAAAUUGUGGAAAAGAACAAAGGAAGCGCAAGCUACAGACCACGUCUGUACUGUGGCUGCGGUGCAUUACUUGUUCAUCACCGCAGUCUCUUUCGGUGCUGGGGCGGAAUACGUCGAGUUCCUCGGCGAUCUACUCGACAUGUCCCAGAGGCUUGGCCUUUUCAACAUCGACCCUUCUCGGAUGGAGGAGUUGAAUGCCAACGACAGUGCAAACUAUCAGCGAGCAAAGGCCCAGAUAGCCUGGGUGCUUUUCACCUGUCUUACCUUCUUCUCACUGCUCCUUCACCAGCGCUUGAUUAAACAUCCACCACGCGCUCCCCUACCACAACGUAGGGCACAUAUCACACGAGACACUGGCUUGAUAAAGGAACACACCAUAGGGAUCCCAGAUGUUAACUUACUGAGGGAGCAAUGUCGCCUCUUUUUGAUAGUUCAUGACAUGGUCCAAGUCAUGUAUGGGUCAGAAGAGAUGCUUUGUGCCGAAGCCGUAACACUGGCCUUUGCCGGGAAAACGUACCAGCGGCUUUUGGUGUGGGCAGAUGAAUUACCACUAGAGAUGGCUCAGGGUGACCAAUGUUCACAUUAUGUCAUGAUUUUGCAUAUCUACUAUCAUGUGGCUAUCAUCGAUCUAUUCCGGCCCCUCCUCCAACAAAACGGCGCCCCUCGACAGAGACUCCCUCCCUUCCGAUCUGCAGAAGCUACCCCGGAUGCCGUCUACGCGGCGUCCGUUAACCAGCUGAAGAGAAUAGUGCUCCUUUAUCGGCAGAAGUACCCAGAGUCUUCGUACUGCUUCUGUUGGCACUCGGCGCUCCUCUACCUCGCCAACGCGAUGCUCACCGAGGCCAAGGUUUCUGUGCACGGACCGGAAUGGCGCUUCUACUUCCUCCUCUGCAUGGCCUGCUUCCAGACGCUCUACACCGGCUUCCAGCUGGCCAAAGGUAUCACGCUGAGCCUGCUGUCCAUGGCCCUGGAGAGGGGCGUCAUGGAAACCUCGCGGGCGAGAGACAUCAGGAGGGACCUCGAGCUCCGUGGCAGGCAUCACGAGGUCUCCGACCGGGUGCCCGUCUCCUGGGUUGUGGAUUUGGACUUGGCCAUGACGGAUCCCUCGGCGGCGCAGGCGGAGAACCUGCUCCAAAGGCUCCAGCAGCUCCAGAUCCAUGAACCCAACGAAAAUGACGAGUCGCCGGAUAUUUAA